ACACACCUACGCGUGCCACGAACAUCACCAUCAUCAGACUUGGUCGUUCGGCCACGUUCUCCGUACCCGCCGAAACAAUCCCGCAAGUUGAACGCGACCGCUGCAGUGGACGGAGGCCUGACACGCCACCUGUGCUACUACCCCCCACGUGCUUGGCGCGAGCCUCUCUCUUCUGAAAGCGUCGACGCCUAACGCCGUUCCUACGCACGUCUUCAAGGCACCGCACACAUAGCUUCGGUAGGCAGAGUAUGCCGAUGAGGGGCCAGAAAACCCGCGGUCGCGCUUCUGCUGGCACCUGCAGGAGUCCGAGAGGCACUCCGCCCUACUUCUCGGAACGCCAACGCGGCGGGUCUCAACCCAGCCUCAGGGACGCCGGCGAAGCUCCUCCGCCGGUGCCCGAAACCAGAGAGCUCUCCGUCUCGGAGCUCUUUAGCCGCUUGCCCAGCCACUUCGUGUCCAAGCCCGGCGUCACGACGCACGUCAUCGAUGGGUUCGUCAUCCAGGAGUCGCCCGAGCCUUUCACGACCACCGCCGAGACGACCAGUGCCGUGGGCGCGCAGCACAACUGUCGCGUGAGUUCGGACGCACCGCCGCCGCCGCCGUCACAUCCGGCUCCUGUAACGACGCCGGACCCGAGUCCGUCUCGAGCUCGCCCCGCGAAGUCGACCCCCUGCGGUAGGCAGGGUCGGAAAGCGGCGGACCCGUUUCUCGUCCAGACUGCGCAGCCGCCGGUCACGACCCGCACACCUGCCGCGACGUCGACCGCGCACUCGACACCCGAACGGACUCCGAUGUCAUCAGCGAGCGAGAAGACAGUAGCACCGACGCCGAUGACACAGAGCGCAGCUCACGCGACCGCCGCCAAGUCCAAGGGCACAAGUGCGUCGCCACCUAAUAAGACUCGCCGAGAGACGGCUUCGCAGGUGUUCAUCGCACCGCCUCAGCAACCUACACCUCCUCCCCCGCCGAGGAUGAACUCCCCGGAAGUGUGGACGGUAGAGGACGUGGUCGAGUUCAUCGCGGAACAACCGGGGUGCGAGCGCUACGCCGAGAAGUUCCGCUACCAGGAGAUCGACGGCGAAGCGCUGCUCCUGCUGAAGGAGCACCACCUGAUGGCGGCGAUGAACAUGAAGCUGGGGCCAGCGCUGAAGGUGUGCGCCGUGAUAAGUUCGCUGAGGGCUGCGCCCUGAACUGAACUCGUGCGUGUUCAUGGCAGCACCCGUUGUGUUCGCGUGGUGUUCAUGGUAGCACCAGCAGUGCUUUUCCCACAGGUCUUGCCCUGGACUGGCGUCACUGCAACGAGUGACGUGUUGUGCAAAGCGUUGCCGAAAGCAUGAGCGACUCUUCUCUUCUCUUUCUCUCUGCCAUUUCUUUUUAUUCAUGGUUUUCCAACAAGAACCUAGAAUGUUAUUCCUGUUAAAUGAAAGAGUUUGUACACUUUC
Dermacentor albipictus is the source of this 1442-nucleotide messenger RNA. RefSeq names its product polyhomeotic-like protein 2. Lineage: Eukaryota; Metazoa; Arthropoda; Arachnida; Ixodida; Ixodidae. Gene Ontology annotation, molecular function: histone binding; chromatin binding. The record is from RefSeq and is a predicted model, not a curated record. Gene Ontology annotation, biological process: negative regulation of DNA-templated transcription. Gene Ontology annotation, cellular component: nucleus; PRC1 complex.